GAGGCUCUAGAACAGUGGUUCUCAACCUUUCUAAUGCUGCAACCCCUUAAUACACUUUCUUACGUUGUGGUGACCCCCAACCAUAAAAUUAUGUUUAUUGCUACUUCAUAAUUGUCAUUUUGCUACUACAGUAAUUACAACAUAACAUUACUGUGUAUUGAACUACUUUUUCUGUCAAAUAUGUUGUGUUUUGGUGCUUAAUUUGUAAAAUCAUAACCUAAUUUGAUGUUUAAUAGGCUUUUCCUUAAUCCCUCCUUAUUAUCCAAGAUAUUCGCUUAUCCAAGCUUCUGCCGGCCCGUUUAGCUUGGAUAAGUGAGUCUCUACUGUAGUUGAAACAACAGGAACACGGCACUGUUAGAAUUUGAGAGGUUACCUCUGAAAUGUGCUUGGCACAUCUUAUUAGCUCUUUCUGUCUUUCUUUACCAAAUCCGUGGAUCAUCCUUACAAGAUUUUCUGUGACCUCUCAGGGGCUCUCGUCUUUUUUUUCCACCGCUCGGUGUUCAUUUCACUUCAGGCUCUUUUGGAAAGUGAUUACCCGGGAGAGAUUUGGUUACACCGCACAGUUGGCACCAGCAAAGGAAACAUUGGUCGCUCAGGCAGCGAGAUCCUUGGCAGUUUUUGCCGGCGUUUUGGGUUUCCAUGCCGGAGCCAGUCUCUUUCUCUGCUCUGAUGGCUGGACUUUGGAAGCAGUUUGUUGUCUUUUCUGUCCUCAUUUGCUGUAUAUCGGGAACGGCCUCUCUGUCAAGCCAUGAAGACGUUGACUGCAGGAACUGGAACCCGGUUAACUGUUCGGAAGGACACUACUACACUUCUGGCAACUGUCUUGAAUGCCCCGUUGGAUUCUUCUGCCCAGGAGGUCAGAUGGCUCCACAGUGGUGCCCAAUGGGAACAUACAAUGAACUAACAGCACAAGCAGAUAUCACAUCCUGCCAGCCUUGCCCUGAUGGGUACAUCAGUUCUGAAACUAGAGCUGGUUGCCAAGUAUGUCCCGAUGGCUACUGGUGUGAUUCACAGAAGGGUCUACAGAAACACUGCAUCCCUGGACGAUAUUCACCCGCAGGAGAGACAGAGUGCUGGGAAUGCCCAAAUGGACACAUCUGUCCCAAUGGUCAGGAGACUCAGCGUUGCCCAGGUGGGCAUGAACCCAACCCCAACCGCACAUUUUGCAUACCCUGUUUUCCUGGGUUUUUCUCCAUUGAAGGGACUUUAGGAUGCCAGCCAUGCCCAACAGGUCCUUUCCAGGCCACUGGGCUCACUGUGAUGCCAUGUCCAGCAGGAAGCUUUGAGUCCCGAGAACGUUUUGCAAGGUCCACCAAUGGCUCUUUGUCAUACCUCCCAGGUAUCAAGCAGUGCUUGAAAUGUCCAGCUGGCUAUUUCUGCCCCAAUGGGACAAGUUACCCAAAUCCAUGUUCCUCGGGAACCUACAAUCCUCUCCAGGGACAAGAUGAAUCUUCAGACUGCAGAGCCUGUCCUGCCGGGAAAGCUUGCACUCAAAGUGGCUUAGCUAAGCCAGACUCAGAGUGCAUGCCAGGGUAUGUUUGCCCAGUUGGCUCUUCCAGUCCACACGCUCCCAGCAAUGCUUGUCCUCCAGGGACAUUCAGCAACCACUCUGACCUGUUUGAUAAGUCUCAAUGUGAAACCUGUCCAGAGAAGUUUGUCUGCACAAAAGGCUCAGGCGGAAAACAGAAGCCACCUGCUCCUUGUCCUGCUGGUCACUAUUGCCCACCGGGAACCAAGCACCCAACGGAGCACAAGUGUGCAGCUGGAACAUGGAGCAGCAAAACAGGACUAGCAGCAGAAGAGGAAUGUGAUCUGUGUCCUGCGGGAUGGUUCUGCAUGACAGGUGCCCAUACUCCAUCGGGAAGAUGCAGUGCAGGCUAUUUCUGCCCAGAAGGUACUCAGACAAGCACCCAGUUUCCAUGCCCAGCAGGAACCUACAGCACCAGGCUUGGGAACGGUCGAAGGGAGGAUUGCAUGGCCUGUCCAGGUGGAGCCUAUUGCCCAGAAGGAACUGCAAAACCAGCCUUCUGCCCAUUGGGAACCUAUUAUUCGGAACAAGGGGCAAAAUCAACCCAGGACUGCCUCCUGUGCCCUGGAGGGUAUCAUUGCCCUAAUAUGGGAACCAUCACUCCUCAUGCAUGUGGUACAGGCAAAUUUUCAGACCCUGGAUCCACCUCCUGCUCCCCCUGCCUUGUGGGCCAUUUCUGUGCAGAGGCAAACACCAGCAGGGAAUCUAUGCUGCGGACGAUGGUGUGCCCGGCAGGUUUGCUUUGUCCCAAAGGCCUGGCAGCUGUCCCAAAUGCCACUGGCCAUGCUUGUCCAAGAGGCUACUAUUGCCCACAAGGUGGAGAUAAUUCACAAGUUAAGCCAUGCCCUAAUGGGACUUAUGGUGGCCGGAGAGGACUGGGCAGAGCUGACCAAUGCUUGCCAUGUCCAGUGGGCAAAUAUUGCUACAGAGAAGGUGGAGAACCUCAAGGGAUAUCCCAGCCAACCGGAGAUUGCCCAUCUGGAUAUGCUUGUCCUCCGGGGACUGGGUUCCCCUACUCUUUCCCAUGUCUACCUGGUUCCUACUGGGAAAAUUCCACUAUGGAUGGAGGAGGUGUGUGCAAACCAUGCCCAGCAGGAUUCUACUGUGAUUUUGUGGCUAUGAUCCAACCCAAAAUAUGUCCAUUGGGGUCCUAUUGCACCAGUGGCAGCUCCCAACCUGAACAGUGUCCAAAGGGCACCUAUGGCCACAAGAAGGGCUUGACAGGCCUGCAAGAAUGUAAUCCAUGCAGAGCAGGUUUCUACUGUGCAACCCAAGGACAGACAGCUCCAAGUGGCCGGUGUGAGGCUGGGUUCUAUUGCUGGAGCAGAGCUGUGUCACCACUGCCAAGGGAUGGAGUGACUGGGGAUAUUUGCCCACCUGGAGCCUACUGCCCACUUGGAUCAUCUCUGCCCAUCCUCUGCCCUCCAGGAACCUACAGCAACACCAGUGGAUUGAAAAACCUGAACCAAUGUUUGGACUGUCCCCCUGGGUUUUACUGUGACGGGACCAAUACACAAGCUCCCAGUGGGCCUUGCAAACCUGGAUAUUUCUGUAUUGGUGCUUCCAAAACAGCCACCCAAAUGAUGGCAAAGGAAGGGCAUUAUACACUGGAAGGAGCUGUCCAGCCUGAACCCUGUCCACCAGGGAGUUUCCAGCCGAGUCUGGCCCAAUCCACCUGCCAGGAAUGUCCAUCAGGGAUGUUCUGCAACCACACUGGCAUGGUGGAACCAUUGACAUGUCCCAAAGGUCACUACUGUCCAGCCCAGACAACUCUACCUCUUCUUUGCCCAGUGGGAACCUAUUCGGAUAUCUUAGGGGGCACUGGAAUUGCUAUUUGCAAAUUAUGCCCAGCAGGUAUGUACUGCAGCAAGUCUGGGCUGGUGGAACCCGAAGGACCAUGUCAACCAGGUUACUACUGUCUCCAAGGAUCAAGUAGUGCUUCUCCGUCUGGCCUCCCCUUUGGAGGCCCUUGUCCUGCGGGGCACUACUGUCCUGCUGGCACAAAACAACCCAGAGAGAUGCCCUGCCCAGUCGGGACAUGGAAUGAGCAGAAAGGGGGGCGGGAUUCCAGCUGGUGUCUACCUUGCCCCCCGGGAUUCUUCUGCAGCAGCCCAGGCCGCGUUUCCCCAACAGGACCCUGUGCUCCAGGGUUUUAUUGUAGGGGUGGGACACGAACGGCGAGGCCAGUGGACCGGGCCACUGGAGAACUGUGUCCCGAAGGUCAUUUCUGUCCUGCUGGCUCAGCAGUGCCAUCUCCAUGCCAAGAUGGGGAAUACAACGCCAUAACAGGCCAGGAAGAAUGUUUCCCUUGUCCAGCUGGCCUUUAUUGUAAGAAUGGUGUGAGAUACCACUGUCCAGCUGGAUUUUACUGCCCACCAAAGACAGGAGUCUUCCUUCAUCCUUGUCCUCCUGGAACCUAUAAUCCAACGUCAGGAAUUGACAGAGUUGAGAGAUGCCAGUUGUGCCCUGCAGGGAUGUUCUGCGGUGAAUGGGGAUUGUCUUCUCCCUCUGGUCCCUGCCUGCCAGGGUUCUUCUGCAGUUCAGGCUCCAGCGUCCCAAAUCCGGAUGGAGCCAUCAACACAAAUGCUGGUGGGCCUUGUCCUCCAGGGCAUUUUUGCCCAGCUGGCACCAGGAUCCCUUUGCCUUGCCCAGUGGGCACCUUUUCAGACAGGUUGUAUCUCUCCCUUGAGUCAAGCUGCAUUGCAUGUCCACCUGGCCAUUAUUGCCUUUCUUCUGGCCUCACGGCUCCGUCUGGACCCUGUUCUGCUGGCUACUACUGCCUCCCUGGGGCCACCUCACCUUCCCCUGCAGCAUUUUCAGAACAGGGAGGUCCUUGUCCCAUGGGCCACUUCUGCCCAGAGGGAACCAGCCACCCACUUUCCUGCCCUGCGGGAACCUAUAACAAUCUCACCAGGCAACCUGAUUGCUUCCUGUGCGCAGCUGGUUACUACUGUCCUGAAAAUACCACUGACUACAGCACAUUCAUAUGCCCACCAGGCUUCUAUUGCCCUGAAGGAACUAGGUUUUCCACAGAGUUUCCCUGCCCAAGAGGGUAUUACAACCCGGAUCCUAUGACCCAGAGCCUGGAUAGCUGCUUGCCCUGCCUCCCAGGCCACUACUGUGGGAAGGAAAACUUAACCACAGUGUCAGGAAAGUGUGAUGCAGGCUGGUUCUGCAUUUCAGCUGCAUGGACCCCUCAGCCCUUUGAUCUGGACAACUACACAAAUGGAAACUGUCUUUGCCCAGCUACAGCCACUGGAGCACAGUGUUCCCCUGGGUCCUACUGCCCGGAAGGCAGCCGUGAGCCAAAUCUGUGUCCCCCAGGGUUUUACUGCAAUGCACCAGGUCUGUCUGCUCCAAGUGGGGAAUGUGCUGCAGGAUUUUAUUGCUUAGGUGGAGCAUCUUCACCCAAGCCCACUGAUGGAAUUACAGGCAACAUCUGUCCUCCAGGGACUUACUGCUCGGUGGGAUCUCCCUCACCGGUUUCCUGUCCAACUGGCACCUUCUCGAACUUGUUGGGAAGGAGUAUGGUUUCAGAUUGUCAGCUUUGUCCCUCUGGCUUUUACUGUGAAGGAUCCGGACUGACGGGCCCAACUGGAGAAUGCUGGGAAGGCUAUUACUGUGACAACCAGCAAGGGCCGAUUAGCGACUUCACCCUCUAUCCUUGCCCUCAGGGCUAUUACUGCCCACCGGGGACACAGUGGGCCACCCAGUACAGCUGUCCACCAGGGACAUUUGGACCCAGGCCGAGGCUAAAGAGUGACCAGGAAUGUCAGAUUUGCCCGCCUGGAAAAUUUUGUUCAUCCCCUGGUUUGGUUGCACCAUCAGGAGAUUGCUCAGCUGGAUAUUGGUGCAAAGGAGGCGCUCAGGUUCAGAAUCCAACCGAUGGCGUAUCUGGACUUCUUUGCCCUUUGGGACAUUACUGCCUCUCAGGAACUCCCACUCCAUCCGCCUGCUUGCAUGGAACCUGGUCUAACAAUGAAGGGAAUGAACGCCUCCAACAUUGCCAACCCUGUCCUGGAGGACAUUACUGCAAUGGCACUGGGCUUGUCGCUCCAUCAGGACUUUGUGCAGCAGGGUUUUACUGCACUGUGGGAUCUACCACACCGACUCCUACAGAUGGGAUUUCAGGCGCUCCAUGUCCUGUGGGACACUUCUGUCCUUUGGGCAGUGAUAGCCCCACUCCCUGCCCACCUGGUUCCUACAUGACUGAGACACAUGGACAAGAAUGGUGUCACACCUGUCCAGAGGGGAAGUACUGCAUCUCUGGUCACUUGCCACAGGUGUGUCCCAAAGGUUUUUAUUGCCCUGAAGGAACAGGCUUCAACUGGCAGCCCUGCCCCCCAGGAACAUACAGCCUUACCCAAGGGAUCUCUAGUCAUACUGAAUGCAGAACAUGUGAUGGAGGGAAGUUCUGUAUGCAUCACAAUGCUACUGAUGUCUCAGGACCAUGUUGGGAAGGGUAUUACUGCGCCCAAGGAUCGGAUCGACCUAAUCCUGACACUCACGUUAAUGGUCAUACUGGACCUUGUCCUUUGGGCCACUACUGUCCUAGGGGCACAGCUGUUCCUCACCAGUGUCCUGUGGGUACGUUUGGAGCUAGGACCAAGCUUAGCUCUGAGGAUGAAUGCUCUCUCUGUCUCUCCGGUCACUACUGUGAUGUUCCUGGCCUGACAGCUGUGAAAGGACAAUGUGAUGAAGGCUUCUACUGCACCCUGGGCUCUGUGGUCCCAGACCCACCAGUUCUGGACCACCGUGGAGGGCCUUGUCCCGCAGGUUAUUUUUGUCUGCAAGGCACAGCUGUUCCAUUGCCUUGUCCCCCUGGGUCAUAUAAUCCUCUACCAAGGCAAGCCAGAUGCCUCACUUGCCCUGCCGGGUACUUCUGUCUGAAGAAUUCAUCCACCUUGGUUGGGAGCAAAUGUCCAAUAGGACACUAUUGCCCUCCUGGCACCGUGUCAGAGAUGCAAUUUCCAUGCCCUCGAGGGACUUACAAUGCAAACCCAGGAAGCAGCAAUGUAUCCUUCUGCCUCCCGUGUGAGCCUGGCCAUUACUGUGCCCUGCCAGGCCAACCUGCCAUCACAGGACCUUGCUCAGCGGGAUACUAUUGUACUACAGGAGCAUCCACCCCAAUACCUUCUGAUGAUCCGGCUGGAAAUGUAUGCCCCAGAGGGCAUUACUGCCCCAAAGGGUCUGCCUUGCCCCAACCUUGUCCCCAUGGCUUCUACAGCAACUCUACUGGAAACACCAAGAUUGAAGAUUGCCUCCUUUGUCCUCCAGGCUAUUAUUGUGACGGAACAGGACUUUCAUCCCCUUCUGGUCUCUGUGCAGCUGGGUUCUAUUGCAGUGGAGGAAGUGUUUCCUCAAGACCCAUGCAAAUAACAAGUAAAGGAGGCCAGUGCCCGCCUGGCCAUUUCUGUGCCCUGGGAAGUGCCAGGCCACAGCUCUGCCCUGCUGGGAGCUACAACCCUUUCCAGGGCAUGGCUCAGUGUCUGGAGUGCCCUGAAGGUGUUUACUGUGAUCUUGGUUCUGAUAACUACACAAAUUGCCCAGUUGGACAUUAUUGCCCAAGGAAUACAAAGUUUGCUACGCAGUUCCCUUGCCCCCGGGGGACCUACAGUGAGGCUCUGAACAUCAAGGCAGCUUCCGAAUGCCAGCCCUGCCCACCAGGAAGGUUUUGCUCCAAGCCAGGUUUGAUACAACCAGAUGGCACAUGCAUCCCUGGAUGGUUCUGCCCACCUGGGUCAACAUCAGGCAAGCCAAUCUUCCCAGGACGCAACUCUGGAUCUUCUGGGCACAAUUCUGAUUUAAUUCAAAUGUGCCAAGUUGGGUCAUUUUGUCCAGAGGGUUCUUCUACUCCUGUUCCUUGCACUCCAGGUUUUUAUUGUGCAUCUUCAGAACUGGCUGCUCCAUCAGGUCCUUGUGAUGCAGGCUUCUAUUGCACUGGUGGUGCCAUCGUCCCCAACCCAAAAGAUGGUGCUCUGGGAAAUCUUUGCCCUCGAGGCCAUUUCUGUCCCCAAGGAAGCUCCUCUCCAUUUCCAUGUCCAGCAGGCUCCUUUUUGGCCCACCGUGGUGGCCGCUCACCAGAAGACUGUCAUCUGUGUGUAUCUGGCUGGUUCUGUUCCCUCCGAGGCCAAACGUCACCAGAGGGCUUGUGUAUGGAAGGUUGGUUCUGUCCAGAGGGAUCCAUAACUGACCAGGAUUCAGACCACCUCUGUCCUCUUGGCCACUAUUGUCCCACAGGCAGUUCAGAGCCCAAACCAUGUCCUCCUGGGAAAUAUCAAGACGAACUUGGCCAAAGCCUGUGCAAAGAGUGUCCAGCAGGAAAGUUCUGUGACCCUGACUUCCAAGCAGGUGAUUCUGAUGGAGCUUCUCCAAAGGGAAGGAUCAAGCCAUCUGAUUGUCUGCCUGGAUACUAUUGUCUCUCUGGCACGAAAAUAGCCAAGCAGUAUCCAUGCCCCGAUGGCACCUUUAGUAACCAAACAGGCCUGAGCAGCUCUGAAGAAUGCUGGCCUUGUCCUGGAGGCAAAUUCUGUGCAAACCCGGGCCUGAUUGUCCCUAGUGGCCCUUGUUUGCCUGGAUAUUACUGCACCCUGAAGGCACGGGUACCCAAUCCUGUUCAUGAUGAAUCUGGAGACCUCUGCCCUCCAGGGCAUUUCUGCCCCAUGGGUAGCAGCAACCCAACCCCAUGCCCCACUGGGACCUUUCUCCCCCAACCUGGAAUGAUGUCCUACAAUGCCUGCCUCUCCUGCCCUGGAGGAAGCUACUGCCAAGGAGAAGGUCUGGCCAGUGUUUCGGGCAUGUGCAUCGCCGGCUACUACUGUGAAGCAUCAUCCUCACAUCCAGACCAGAAGCUGUGUCCUCCAGGCUUCUACUGCCCCAAAGGCACGGGGUCUCCAACGCCAUGUGCUCCAGGAAGCAUCAAUCCCCACAGUGGGAAAUGGGCUGCUGUUGACUGCGAACUUUGCCCAGCUGGCUAUUUCUGCAGUGGGCUUGGGAAGACUGCUCCCGAAGGGACAUGUUCCUCUGGUUAUUAUUGCCCACCGGGUCAGUCCUCUGCCACACCACCUUCCCACUGGUGCCCAUCUGGAUAUUACUGCCUCGAGGGAUCUGUGGCUCCAAUGGCAUGCAAGAAAGGCACCUACCAAUCAGAGGAAGGGAAAGAAUCAUGUGAUCUCUGCCCUGCUGGGUUCUUUUGUGACACAUCCAAUGAAAGUGCUGCUAUCCAGGUUCCCGUGCCAUGUUUUCCUGGGCAUUUUUGCCUUCCAGGCACUGAAUCGGGCAUGGAGCACCCUUGUCCCAAGGGAACAUAUAGACCGAAAGCUGGCGCUGCUAAGGAAUCUGACUGUGAACCUUGUCCUGCAGGGAUGUAUUGCUCAUCCCUUGGACUGUCCCAACCUACCGGUCUUUGCCAUCAAGGCUACUUCUGCACCAAGGGAGCAGCCAACCCGACUCCCAUUAGACACCGGGUGAAUGCUUCCAUCGUCCUCUUGAUGGGAAAUGACAUUUGCCCUUCUGGGCAUUUCUGCCCAAAUGGGACCGGCUUCCCUGUUCCUUGCCCACCAGGCUCCUUCUCCCCAUCUUUGGGCCUGAAGGCAGAGCCAGAGUGUCUCCCGUGUCCAGCAGGACUCUACUGCCGCCAAUCAGGGAUGUCCGAUCUUUCCCAGAUGGCACCAUGCAAUGAAGGUUAUGUUUGCCUGGAAGGUAAUUCUGCUCCAUGUCCCCAUGAUGGGAUCCAUGGAUACAGAUGCCCCAGAGGCUUCCACUGUCCUGAGGGCACUGGCCUGGAGAUUCCUUGUGAACCUGGCAUGUUCAGCCCUAUGGUUGGGGCAAGCACUUGCCUUCCCUGCCCAGCCGGAACAGCCUGCAAGGAUGCUGGCACUGUGGAGCCCCUCAGCUGCCCCCGAGGUUACUAUUGUCCGCUCCAGACGGCCAUCCCCUUUCCAUGUCCUGCUGGUACACUCAACACCCUGGAGGGGGCGCUCUCCUUGAAUGCAUGCAAGCCAUGCCCAGUUGGGAGUUAUUGCACUGGCCACGCAAACUGGGAACCUGAUGGCAUGUGCUCCCCUGGGUAUUACUGUGCUGGAGGAGCUCCUGAUGCUGUGCCACAAAGCACGCCUGAAUUUCCCCUCAACGGGCCCUGCCCACGGGGACACUAUUGUCCAGAAGGCACCCGGUCCCCUGUCGCCUGCCCAGUGGGCACUCUCAAUAACUCCACAGGAGGUUCCUCUCCAGAUUGCUGUGUCCCCUGCUAUCCAGGAUUCUUCUGUGCCGGCAUGGGUUUGAGUUCUCCUACCGGACCAUGUGCUGCCGGUUUCUACUGUCCAGCAAACUACAGCUCCUUCAGCCCAACAGCCUUUCUCUGCCCAGAGGGACACUUCUGCCUCUCUGGAGCUGCCCAUCCAGCUCCGUGCCCCACUGGUGAAUACCAACCAAACCGAGGGUCAGAACACUGCCUUCCCUGCCAAGCAGGAUUCUACUGCCAUGAGGCUUUUACUGGGAACCCCAAGCCCUGCCCACCACAUUCCUAUUGUCCUGCAGGUACUUUUGUUCCUCAUCCGUGUCCUGAUGGCACGUUUACUCCUUCCGAUGUGUCUGGUCUACAGGAAGAGCGAGAUUGUUUUCCUUGUCCGCCCGGUCGCUAUUGCAGAGGCGGGCGCAUGAAGGGGAACUGUACAGCCGGUUUCUUCUGCCAAGAAGGAAGUCCAGAUCCUACUCCACAAGGCCACAACUACACCUGGAGCCCACUAGCCGACUGCCCCUGGGGCCAGGUGUGUGCAGGACCCUGCCCUGCAGGCUUCUACUGCCCAGAAGGCUCAGAAGUGCCCAUCUCUUGUCCAGACGACACUGUUGGUUCUCCCCAAGGUGCCAGGCAAAGGGAAGACUGCCUUCCCUGCCCACCAGGUCGCUGGUGCAAAACAGGAUAUCCAGAGGCCUAUCUGUGCCCUGAUGAGUAUCACUGCUAUAGAAUGAACCACAGCAACACUGAUGGACCUCAGAUCCUCCACCCUUGUCCCAAGCAGACUUUCCGGACAGAGCUAAAUGCUGAGGGUGCCUCUGAAUGUCAGCCCUGUCCAUCGGACUAUCAGUGUCCUGUGACAGCAGAUAUGGCUUUUAGAGACUACCCUUGUGCCCCAGGACACUGGUGCCCAAGCAGACGGGAUGCUUUCCUUUGCCCACCUGGUUCCUAUAGGACCCAACCAGGUGCCGUGGCUUUGGAGGAAUGUCAGCCUUGUCCUCCGGGAUUUUACUGUCCAGACCCAGCCAAGUCGGGAGUGCCAAAUGUCUAUGGAAGACCUUGUGAACCAGGCUAUGAAUGCCCACCAGGUUCUUCUAGCCCUAUGGUGUGCCGGCCUGGCUCUUUCUGUGGUCCCCGGACAGGGAUCCCACCUCCAUGUCCUGCUGGAUAUUACUGUCCUGGAGGGUCAUCCUCAUACAAUAUGCCUGGGCAGCAAUGCACCUACCCACAUUACUGCCCGCUUGGCAGCAACCAGCCUCUUCUGUGCCCAGCUGGCUACACAGCUCUGAAUGCAACAGGUCUCAGGGACUCCUUUGAGAAGAGCUGUCAAGCCUGUGAAGCAGGCACAUACGGUGGCGGCAACUCAGAUCUCUACCCACUCUGUUUGCCUUGUCCUCCAGGAUUCAGUUGUCCGGAAGGCACAGGAAGUUACCUCCAGCAUCCCUGUCCUCAAGGGUAUUAUUGUCCUCGCCUGAACUCUUUCCCUGUACCCUGUCCACCUGGCACAUAUGGAAACAGCAGCCUUGCAAAGCAAGUGGAUGAAUGUUUCCACUGCCCGGCGGGCUCUUUCAACCAUCUACCAGGUCAGGUUGGUUGUUUCCCUUGUGGGAGCUCCUCAACAUCCAAACCAGGUGCCACCAGCUGUACCUGCCAUGGUCUGAAUCGGGCUUUCCAGGAGUCGGAUGGUUCCUGCAUCUGCCAAGUAGGAUAUGUUUAUUAUGAUGAAAGAGGAAAGAAAACACCUGACAGCAACAGUGACCAAGACUGCCAGCCCCAGGUGGAGACACGUUGUGCUCCGGGAGAGAUCCGCUUGGCAUCCACCCGCACUUGUGUGUUCCCUGAGCAGUAUAACUGCUCCCUGGUCUGCAAUCCAGCAGACGGAGAACUUCAUGCUGAACUCGGCAUCUGUCACUGUGAGUGGUAUGUCUCUGCUGAAGAGGUAUGUGACCAUGUAUGCUUAUCGAGAUCACCUCAACUCUCUCUGAGAUUCGGUGCAGAGAGAGAGCUGCUGCUUGACAUCGAGGGAGUUGGGGAAAAAGAGAUCCCAAACACCCUGGGACCAGACGAACACAUUUAUGAAAGCCAACAAGUCCAUUUGGCUCUCUUUAGCCCUAAAGGAGUUUUUGGUUUCCUGCUUCCCAAUCCAGAUGUUCUAGAUGCCUUUUUGUCAGGAAAUACAGAGCUGCUUUCUCAAAGACAGAGGUAUCGGCGAGAUGAAGAAGCCGCAUCAUCCCAACACACGGCCCCUUUACCCACGAUCCCAAACCCUAUUGCAUGUCUAGCAGUGGGAGACUCUAUCCUUUUCCAACUAAGCAUUGAUCCUUAUGACCGUAUUUCCAGUCACUAUCCUGUCUACCAGAAGGAGCAUCUCUACAACAGCAAUGCCAACUGGGAUUUUGGUGCAUUCAGAAGGCUCGAUCACCUCAUUCAAGAGACUCAGGUCAACAUCUCAAGGUUUGCUCAUGUUUUCCUGGAGCCAGGGACAUACGUCUUCCGGGACAAUGCUAUCAAAGAACGGAUACUAAUAGUGGUAGUGAAUAAUAACAGCAUGGUCUGUGACCCUCUCACAGCUCCCAUCCAGCCGUCCUCCCCAUACCAGCUGACUCGCCAUGGGGUCCUGAAGCACCAGGUGAUGAAUGUCACCCCAGACUGGGCAACUAUUUCAGCUGUGAUUUUUGUCCUGGGUUUCCUGACAGUGGUGUUGACGGGUCUCAUUGUCCUCCUGAGGCAUCCCACCACCAUUCCAAGCCCAAUGAAGAGCUGGAAGCCACGGUGGAGGAGCCUGGGAGAACCACACAUCCCACCUGAAUAUGUGCUGAUUCAAGAGAGCCUCCAAUUCUAUGAAGCUCUUGGACCCCAAGGCUCUGGAGAAGAACCUGAUGUUGGAGAAAAGGGUUCAUCAAGAAUAGGGGAUCGGUUCAUCGUAAGAGAUUUGGAAGAUUUCAGUGUUCGUACUUUGUAUGACAAACUGGAGGAUCAGAAUCUACAUCUUGCAUCACAGCUUGCGAAACAUCGGGCUGAUGUCCUGGUGUUUUACCAAGGGAUCAGCCAGAAGAUACAGAGUCUAGUGGAUAUGGUACAAACACUAGACCUGAGUGAAUGGGGAGCACCACAAAGGUCAAAGGUUUCAAGGGACAGAACCCAGGUCACAUUCAGUCCCUUCAAGGAGACCCAAGAAAGUGAGAAUUCUGCAGUCAAACUUUCUGGAGUGUUGCAAGCAAUGGGCUAUUCAGGCUGCGAGUGGCAGGAAGCCACAGACUUAAUGAAGGCGUUGGGAAUGCUGCUGCGCAAAAUCCAUUGGGGGAAAGAAAUGGCUAAGCAAGAAAAGACUCAAGGGCACAAUGAGGCAGCCAUUCGAGAGCAAGCAGGAACUCAGCAAUGCUGCUUGGAUGCUGGUGUGCUGCAGAAUCAUGUCCUCUCUGGUGGAAAAAGGGCUUCUUUUAGUUCCCAUGGAUGUGAAGACCAAGAUAUGCAAACUCGCAAGGGCACCAUUCUUGCUUGUGUGACGGAGCUGGAAGUCGAGGCCCUGGUGGCGACAUCUCCCCUUGCCAGGACAUUGCAGGAGAUCAAGCAGUUUUUGGAGGCUUCACAACAACCUCCUUACUCCCCUUCUUCUCCAGGGGUAACGGAGGAUAGAAGUCCUUUUGCUUCUGAACCUAACAUUGAUAACGUGCUUCCCAUCAACCUGGCCAGCUUGUCGCCUCGCCAUUUUGUGGUCUAUCGCUUUGGCUGUGCUGUGGCCCAUCUGGUGGGAAAAGCCCUCUCCUAUCCAGCACUGGUGGUCCUCUUGGCUCAAGCAAUCCCCAAACAAGGCCUCGUGGAGGUCGGAGAACCUAUACAGUUUGCCAAGGAGUUCUACUAUGAUGCUAAUAACAGGUGCCUCUACAUCCUUUCAUCUCACCUGGAGAAUGCAGGUGGAUUUGUGGCAGUCCUGUUGAAUGCCAUUGCACACCUGAAAGCAGGCCCUAAGGAAGGCAUCCCUAAGAACACUUGCUUUUGGAAAGUGCUGAAUGCAGCCAUUGCAACACUAGCUGAUGCCUUAUUCCAGUGCUCUUGGGGAGAAGCAGUAGCAACUACUGAGAAGGACACCAUGAAAAAUUACUCCCCGGUUUGUUUAGCUGCUCGGUCUAUUUUUGAAGAACUGCUGAGUAUCCAAAUGACGCUCGGUCCUCACUUCCCUGAGAAACAGUCAUGCGAAAGGUUGAAACAAUACAAAAGUUUCCUCUGGCAAACAGAUCUUCAAUAUAUAUUGGGAAAUCCAGAGCAAAAUGCGCAGGAGGGAUGCACCCAUGGGAAGGAUCAAGAAAGGGACCCCUCUGGAGUUCAGGUCAAAAUUUCAGAGCUGGAGGAGAUGCUGGAUGCCUUGAAUGAGGACUUCUUCCAGCUCACAGUGCAAGCCAUGACAGUCCACAAAGAGGAGGAACAAUUGAAUCAGGAGCUCAGAACACAAGAGGAGUCCAUUUCAUUUGAACCUCCUAGCGAACUACCUGAGAAGAAACCACAGCACUUUCCAGAACUUCUUGAAUCUUGGUCUGCCAAGAAGGACCAAAGAUUGCUACUAGAAAUUAAAAGAAGCCUCAUUGGGCAGAGGAUCCGAGAUGUGGAAUCAGAACUGGCAUCACUUGGAAAUCAGCAGUGACUACCAACACAACUGAGGAAAAGCCACUUUGAACUGAGCAUCCGUUAGAUGUUUUCAGUUGACCUUGUUGUCUUGUUGUGUGGGCAACCAGCCUUUUUGUUGAAAUACUUCACUUGAACCUCUUGGAAUUUUAUGUACGGCUCUAGGUUUAAGCUACACAGAAGAAGUGAACAAAAAGAGCAUCUCCUCAAGUAAUAGAUUGGAAAUGGCUAUUUUAGGGGCUGCAAUGUCACCCACUAAAUAAUUUCAGUAGAUGGGCUUUACAGUAUUGAUGAGAAGAAAGCACUAUUUUUGCUCUUUAAUAGUAUUUAAAAGUUAGGUGAGGGGUUCUUGCAAUGACAGUGAGUGGAUUUCCUGCCUUUCCUGCUCUUUCCUAACUUUUACAGACUUUGACAGGAGGUCCUCCACGUUCACUCAGGUAAAUAGAGCAGGAUCCCCAUGAAAGUGGAAAGAUUAUAUGUAAAAAUUAUUAUUUUCUCUGAGAGAACACUUCUCUAGUAAUGUCUAAGUCCAUGUCUAUGUCCUCUGUCAUGAGUCUAUGGUCAACCUCUGCUAGAUGUUGACCAUAGACUUGCAUUGCAGGACCUAUGAAAACCUAAAAAGUGAUCUCUCUAGGAAUAUCUCGGUCUUCUAGCACAACACUAUGGUCAACCUCUGGUGGAAAUUGAUCUUAUAGUGGUCCUAGAAACCCACAGACAUAUAAAUGCGGAAGACCGACGGCAGUUUUGUAACUGGCUUCUAAUGGCCUCCCUAUUGCCAGUGUCCAUAUCAUUCUUUCGUUUCUAUAAUUGUAUUAUGUAUGUAUUCCUUUAUUUAUGUUUUGUUUAUACCCCACUUUUUCUCUCCACAAAGAGUCUCGAAAUGUCUUAUUUAUUUAUUAUUUAUGUAAUAUCCUUUCUAAAAUGUUUCUGUAUCUAAUGGGUUACUAACUAAUGUGUGAUGUGGACACUCAUAUAGGCCAAGACCACAAAUCGAGGGACAGGCAGGUGCAAAGUGACUACACAAUGAUGAUUUGAUGUUUUGCAUAUGUCAAUUCCCAAAGAAUACACUGUGGGAGGGGACAUGCCAACUAGGUUUGAUGGAUGCUCAUGGGAAAAACGAACAUAAAAACAGGGAAAUCCCUCUAGCUCCCAAUGACUUUCCGUGAGAAGAUAUAUGAGGAAUGGGUACGUGGGAUAUGUACAUGCACAUAUGUUUGCAAAAUGACGUAUAUUUGUUUACUGUUCAACAAAAUGGCAGGCCUGGAUUAAUCUACCACAAUCCCAGGGAUUGGGAUAGUCUUGUGAAAAGUUGAAUAAUUUGAGGUGUGUAAUGAAUGCAUGUGAAUAUACGCUUUUUUGUGGGAAAGCUGGAAAGUUGGGGUGAAAAUUACACUGUGGAAAUUACCAAACUGAACACUGUAUUGCAUUGGAUUGACACUCAAAUAUGGUGUGUAAAGGUCCACAUAUGCAUGGAAUUGUUUCUGCACAAUGUUUUCUUUUGACGGUCAAAAUGGCAAACAUUACAAAUACUCACAAUGGC
This is a messenger RNA of Anolis carolinensis (green anole), 15924 nucleotides long. Its product is annotated as zonadhesin. Lineage: Eukaryota; Metazoa; Chordata; Lepidosauria; Squamata; Anolidae. Bases 640 to 14403 code for a protein of 4587 amino acids. The transcript is spliced from 87 exons. The record is from RefSeq and is a predicted model, not a curated record.